Messenger RNA from Nothobranchius furzeri (turquoise killifish), 5480 nucleotides. Its product is annotated as zinc finger protein OZF. Gene Ontology annotation, molecular function: RNA polymerase II cis-regulatory region sequence-specific DNA binding; DNA-binding transcription factor activity, RNA polymerase II-specific. Gene Ontology annotation, biological process: regulation of transcription by RNA polymerase II. The record is from RefSeq and is a predicted model, not a curated record. Gene Ontology annotation, cellular component: PcG protein complex; chromatin; transcription regulator complex. Lineage: Eukaryota; Metazoa; Chordata; Actinopteri; Cyprinodontiformes; Nothobranchiidae.
UGCCAAACCAUAUGUGUUUUUAGUUAGCACGUUCAUCUGUAGAAAUGAGUAAACUGGGCCCAAGUGGGCGUAGAAGACCUAUCUAAAAUGGCGGCCGGCCUCUACAUCGGUUUUUUCAACAUGGCGCCCGCGAGGUCACUUUGCGCCCCGCCCUGCAUGCUGCAGUGAGGGGCUACUCGUUCAUUCAGACUCUAUUCCAGCAGGUGUCGCUAGUGCAUAUUUACGUUGGUUUCAAACAUUUAAAAACUGAAGAAGAAGAAAGCUGGUAGCAGAGUUAGCUUGUUGUUGUUCUGGUGCGUGAGGUGAAUAUUUGAGGCUCUGCAGUAAAAAUGUCUUCACUUCAGUCUCUGGGAGAGUUGAUCAGCUAAAGCGACUAACUGCUGCUGCAGAAAUCUUCUUACCAGGCUGUGGAAACUUUCUCCUCCUCAACAACUUGGUGCGAGUUCUUUCCAGAACCAGAGAAGAUAUUCUGCGGUCUUCGUGACAAUCGGAGCUACAAAAGCAGCUGUUAGCUAAACACGGCUAAAGAAAACCUGCUCCCACUUCAGGAUCAUCCAUCAGCUGGGACUGAUUCAUCGUGUUUACUUCACCAUCUGGAUCUGGACAGCAUGGAUACAGAUGUUCAACCAAUGGCGCUGGUUAAAGAAGAGGCACCUCAGGAACAGAGUACGGGUGUGAACCAGCAAGACCCAGAAUACUUCCAUAUAAAGGAGGAAGAGGAGGAACCCUGCACCAGUUUGGACGGAGAACAGCUCCAUUUGAAAGAGGAGAAUGAUGCUGUCGAGUUUCCCUUCACAAUAGUUUGUAUAAAGAGUGAGGAUGAUGAAGAGAACGCUGUUUUAUCACAUUUUCAGCAGCAAAUGGAAGACAGAGACGUUCCAACCAGCAGCUCGGCUGACCAGAUGACAGUGAGUGGUGGAGGAGCAGAAACUAGCAGGAACCCAGAUCUAAGCCAUCAUGAACAGUCAGAUUCUUCAGAGACUGAAAUUAGUGGAGACGAGGAGAAGGUUGAUGAUGAUGUGAAUCUAGACUCUGAGCCUGAAACGGGAGAUGAUAACAGUGACUGGAACGAGAACAAGUCUUCUGAUUCAGUUAAGACUGUCAACAAGUCCUUUAGCUUUCCUGAAUGUGUUAGAGUGAAGCAACAUGUAGAUACAGACAGGAAAUUCCAGAAAGAACCAAAAUCUUUUAGUUGUGAUGACUCUGGAAAAAUAUUUAGCCAUGAGACAAGUUUAAACAGUCACAUGAGAAUCCACACUGGACAGAAAGCUUUUGCAUGUGAGCUCUGUGGACAAAGAUUUAGCCGAAAGUCACACUUAAACAGUCACAUUAGACUCCACACAGGACAGAAACAUUUUGCCUGUGAACUGUGUGGACAAAGAUUUAGCCGAAAGACAACAUUAAACACUCACAUGAGAGUCCACACAGGCCAGAAAGCUUUUGCCUGUGAGCUCUGUGGACGAAGAUUUAGCCGAAAGUCACACUUAAACAGUCACAUUAGAGUCCACACAGGACAGAAACCUUUUGCCUGUGAGUUCUGUGGACAAAGAUUUGUCCAAAUUGCACAUUUAAAAAGUCACAUUAGAGUCCACACAGGACAGAAACCUUUUGCCUGUGAGCUAUGUGGACAAAGAUUUGUCCAAAAGGGAAAUUUAGACAUUCACAUGAGAGUCCACACAGGACAGAAGCCUUUUGUAUGUGAGCUCUGUGAACAAAGAUUUAGUCAUAAGACAAGUUUAAAUAGACACAUGAGGGUCCACAAAGGACAGAAACCUUUUGCCUGUGAAAUAUGUGGUCAGAAGUUUAGCCAAAAGGAACAUUUGAACAGUCACAUGAGUGUCCACACAGGGCGGAAACCUUUUGACUGUGGACUUUGUGGACAAAGAUUUAGCCAAAAGACUACAUUAAACAGUCAUAUGAGUGUCCACACAGGACAGAAGCCUUUUGACUGUGGACUUUGUGGACUAAGAUUUGGCUAUAAGAAAACUUUAAACAGGCACAUGAGAAUCCACACUGGACACAAAGAACUCAUUUAAAAUGGUCAAUAACUUGUUUUUGUAUAGCACAUUCUAGGGUUUUACAUCCCCCUAAAGGCUGAUUCAUGCUUCUCCGUCAGCUCCGCAAGGGACAGUCGCGCACGGAUUGACGGAGACCUUUUGCUCUCAUACUUCUCCGUCCCCUGGGGAGUGUUGCAAAGCAAUUCUCCGGCAGGACAACAGAGGGCGUAGCGCUGUUCUGUGGUAUCCUGUCAUGUAUCCGGUCCAAGAUAGUGUGUUUAUAUAUAUAUAUAUAUAUAUUUUUUUUUUAUAUAAGAGAAUUUUUAACAUGGACAAAUUUGUCUCAUUCUCCACCUCUUCAUGCGCUCGCCACCUCUAAACCCACGUUUCCUGUCAUUUCCGUCCACAAAUAAAAAUUUUUGCUGCACAUCUUUUCACUCCCCCUGUCACGGGGAAUUAAACGUUCAUGUUUUAGAGUUUUUCGCGAGGUUCUCAUCAAGCUUCUCCGUGUCUGCCGCUAGUUAUCCUCGGCUCUCUUUAUGUUUUUGAGGGCGCAAUGGCGGCGGUGUAAACGACAGCGGUGCCCUGACCAAUCACAAGCUUGUGUUCUCCGUCUCGUUCGACGGACGUUUAAAAAGGUGGGCUCGACUCCGUACGUACUUGCGUGCCUGCCGGAAACCUACGCAAGGACGGAUAAUGGCGUUGCGUGUCUCCGCGCUGACGCAGACGUAGAAUCAUGAAUCAGCCUAAAGGGCUUCACAACACAUACAGUGAUUCACCCAUGCACACACACAAUCACAUGCUGAUGGUGAUGAGCUACAUUGCAGCAACAGCUGCCCUUGGGCGCACUGAAAGAAGCAAGACUUACGAUCACUAGCGCCACUGGCCUCUCUGACUCAAUCCAGCUGUCAUGGAGGGUUUUAAUGUCUUGCCUAAGGACUUUACCACUGCGGCAGACUAAAGCUUGGUUCAUGCUUGACGCAUCCACUUUCCGCUUGGUGAUGCGGCUCGUGGAUGGAACGCGCUUCACAACUUGCAGCGUUUAUGGUUCAUGCAGCUUGUCUCUGUGGUGAGCCAAUAUUCUCCCAAACUGUAGGGGGCAGCAUGGAGCUCUAUGGCAUGCAUCCAACACUACACCAUAGUAGAAGUAAAAAUUACUGUUGUUUACAACAUGGCAUUCCAGCAUUUUUUAACAGUGUCCUCGUCUUUUCCGACAGUGCGAGCUAUUUCUCUCCAAGAAUUAUUAACAACAUGUUGAUCACGGUGAUCUCUGAGAGCUGAAUCAUACAAAUGUCUGUAUUUACGAACCUCUGCCAUACUAGUUCUUGCCAGUCCGCCAUGUUUUUCCGCGUCCGACCGUCCACAUGGUUAGAAAAUUUCCUAAGUGCGUGGUGCGGAAUGUUUGGGCUGUGCGGAGGCGCGGUGGAGGGGCGUGGUUGUUAAAAUGACGCAACUUUUCCGCGCGGAGCCGUGCGAACCUCGCAGACGCGUCAAGCAUAAACCAACCUUAAUGUCCUAUUUAAUCUCUGCACUAAGUUGAAUUUAAAUCAGCCAUUGCCAAAGAAAUAUUCUGUGGCUCAGCGACUCCCCUGUAGUCCGUUAGAAUUGAAAAAGAAAGUGUUGACUGCUUGGUACCAGUUCCUUUAUAUCAGUCUUCAACCCUGGCAGGUGCUCCUUACCCCUGAUCAGGUCUGCAUCUGGCCCACUUUCAACUUCUUCCUGGCCAAUGAGCUACAUAACGUGUUCCCUAAGCUCUAGAUUUUUGACUAAAUUCCGGUUUCCAAUGAGAGGUGGUGCUGUAUUGUGUGCUUUGCUCAUCAUUUCACAAUGAUUAGCUUCAGUCGGAGCUGCUGUCCUUACAUUUCACUUACGGAGUGUUGCAGCAGAGAGUUUAGCAUGGCACAUAUCCUCUGCUGUUAAAAGGGUUUGUGUCGUGUAGAAAUAUUUACCUUACCAGUGGUUGGUACUUUGUGAGCUGUAUAAAUAUAAGUACAGUUUCAGUUGUUUAGCUGGUGGUUCCAGGAUUGACCCCAGCUAGGGUGACCAGAUGUCCCACUUUGUGCGGGACAUUCCAGCUUUUCCAAUACUAUUAACAUGUCCUACAAACUCAGACAGUGUCCUGUUCUUAACAGAUGCCUAUUCUGUGUUUAAAGCUGAACAUGUAAACUGAUUGUAUGGCGAAAGCAAUCAGGGCUGUCAAAAAAAACUAGAAGGCUGCACUUCAGUGCAGGUUCAGACUGCAAACACUGAGCACAAUACUGAAAACACUGUAGUGAUGGCACACUAGGAGACUGUUGCUGUUUUGUCCUGUCCUGUCUUGUCAUAGCCUGGCCAGCCAGCCCCAUGCUUCCGUAUGGGAAGCAUUGGGUUUAGGAACUCUCCUAUUCAAAUAACUCCACCCCCUGAGAAUUCUAACCGAGCCAAUCAGCGCUUAGCAGCGUACGUCACACACUGCAACGCUGAUUUUCCGCAUAAAGUUCACUGCAGCUCUUUCCUCUGUUCUAAAUGACUUGAAUGUCCUUAAAACCACAAGAAGAAGCGCUAAAAGCCUUUCUUCUAAAAAAAAAAAAUGGUUGCGCCAUCGCCAGACAUAAUUUUUGACUAUAGCUAAAAAACUACAGCACGGUACAGUCUUAUUUUUCUGAUUGGUUAUUUUUGAGCUGCCUAGUCCCGCCCCUUAAGUGCCUCUCUGCCUGUGGGUAACCAGACUAGUUCUCUGUGCAGGCCUGGCUAGUCUUGUCUCGCCUUUGGUUGUUUUGGCUGUGCUGUCUAGGUUGUUCGUGGCCCGUCUUGCUGGAUCAGCAUGUGGUUGACUCCACAGUGAAAGAAUCAGAGGCCAAGUGUUCGCCCUCAUAGGGUUCAGGCUUGGUGUCAGCUGUUUGUUUUUGUUGUUUUAGUGGUAUAUUACAAAUUUGACUGCAUUUAGUAGUUUUUGAUUUUCCUUUGAUUUGUACUUUUGUUUCUAUGAUUGCAUGCCUUUUUUUUUUUUUUUUUUUUUUUGGUGUUUAGUCAAGUUAGGUCAACAGCUGACUCCCCAGGUCCAGUGCUGGCUGACCAUGCAUGUUCUCCGAGUCCUGCGUAUUUUAAGUAGCAUUUAGUUUGAAAAACUUUGGUAAUAAAAAUUUUCAAUUUUAAUACAAGUCUAUCAGUUGUCCAGUGCAUCCUUGAACCUAUCAGGCCGCCCACUGAAGUUUUGUUGGGAAAUUCAAAUUUUCCUCUAGCGAUAUUUCAUCCUUUGUGCUUACCAUAGUUACAUGAAAGAUGGUCUUUAAAAAACAACUGCUAGCCCAAAACCGAUCCUGGUUCUACUUAUAUUAAAUUAUCUAUGUCGACUCUCCGGGAUAAUUUUGAGCUGAGAGGCGCCGAGCUCUGAUCGUUGACACGCUCCAGACAGCAUCUGUUUUACCUUUAGUGAACUUUGGUUUGACAUCAGUAUUUGCAUUCCAGGAAAGUUUGAUUUACAAAUUAAGCACUGGUUCCCUC